Molecule: messenger RNA, 5642 nt
Organism: Trichogramma pretiosum
Lineage: Eukaryota; Metazoa; Arthropoda; Insecta; Hymenoptera; Trichogrammatidae
Gene: kcc
Product: solute carrier family 12 member 4
Exons: 15
Coding region: 1330-4734 (1134 amino acids)
Biological process (GO): chemical synaptic transmission; potassium ion homeostasis; cell volume homeostasis
Cellular component (GO): membrane
Molecular function (GO): potassium:chloride symporter activity
Source: RefSeq, a predicted model, not a curated record
GCUUUUAUGCAUCCCUCUCGCUUUUGCUCGCUGAGAGGAGAGUCUGGCCAGAAUCCGACCCUGCCCUACUCUCUGCCGCUUUUCUCGCUCGCACACACACGCGCCUGCAUUUGCAAACACACGUACAUACACGUACACACACACGGAUGAACUCGGGAUACAACCCCCGUUUCCGAAAGCGCGCACGCAUGUGCUCGCGCGCUCUGCAAAAGUAGUGUGCCGAGGCUUGCAUGUAUCUAUCUCGCGCGCACUAGUGUGUCACGGGGUUUUGCGCGCUCGCUUGCAGAGAGAGAGGAGAGGAGAGGAGGAGGAGGAGGAGCAGCAGCAGCAAAGAGAGAGAGAGAGAGAGAGAGAGAUGAAAGACGAAAACUACGCUACUCCUUUCUGACUACUCUCGCGCUCUAUCAGCUGAGCGACUGGAGCACUGCAGCUCGCUCCACCAGACGAGCAGAGAGAAGCAACUUGUUCGCGACCGUAUAAACGAGUGCAGUGUGUCGGUGUGCAGUUCGUUUGUUGUUGUUGUUGUUGUUGUUGUUGUUUGUUUUUUCAACUUGUUGUCGUUUUCCACUUUCCGAUCACCAUGUGCUAUGGUUGAAAGGACAGUAUAGAGAAAAGUGGGCUCGGAGCCAUGAGUGAAAGCAAGUCGAACUGAGGCGGAUCUCGCGAGACGAGCCUUUGCCUGCUGCAGCCUCGAGUUUAUUUAGAAUAGUGUCGCGCCUCCUCCUCGUGUGCCUCCACUACGAUCCACCUUCCCGCGCACAUUAUCGUUGCCUUAAAUACGUGUUUAUUAUUUAGCCAGCCGAUCGAAAGGGGAUAAUUGUCGUGUGUGCGUGUGUGCCACGCGGGCGCACGCGUGUGUGCUGGAACGUGUACGCGACGAGUGUCGAUUAUCGUUAUAGCCCAUCGUCGUACAUGUGUCGGUCGGUCGUUGUGACGAAAAAAGAAAAAAAAAAUAAGUGGAGCCUCUCGUCGUUCGCACUGCCACUGCCAGAAAAAGAGCCAGAUCUACGAGAGCAUUACCACUGUGUCGAGAGUAUAAGAGCGAGAGGCUGCUCUUUCGAGGUUAGGAGGCUGAGAGGGAGGAGGCUGCUGUGUGCUACUGCUGUACUACUGUGCGCCGAUCGAAAGCUCCGACUCUCUCGCUCGUCUUGUCGCUAAAGCUCAGCUCCCCUUGCACCAGUCCAGCGGCCUGUGUGUGAUACAUAUAUAUAUAGAAAUCAUUGUUGUUGUGAGUUCGUGCGUGCCGCCUGGAGCGAUAUACACGACGUAAUAUAUUAAUUAUAUAUAUCAUAGUAUAUAGCCGUGCGCCGAAAAAAUUAAUAUCCCCGAAUGAGCGAGGGCGAGAGCGACGAGAGCAGCAGCGGCAGCACCAUGAGCGACGAGAAAGCCGAGUGCAUCAGGAACAACGAUGCCGCCGCUCCGGUCGCCGAUAACAAUGCAGCCGCGGCCGCCGCCGCCGCAGCGGCUGCCAGCAACGCUCCAGCUGCAUCUGGUGAUGUCAGCGAUGCCGGUGGCGACGGAGAGCCAAUAGUCAGCGGCGACGCCAAGGAUGGAGCCGAAUACGGACAGCUUUACUUGUACAAAGAUGAAUUCGAACACAGACCAAGGGCGGCGACGCUGCUCAAGAGCCUAUCGGAGUACACCAACACGAUACCGGCGCCCGUCGAUCCCGAUGCCAAGACACCGCCCGCGGGAGGCAAAACCGGCGGGGCCAAUAUGGGCACCCUCAUCGGCGUCUAUCUGCCCUGCAUCCAGAACAUCUUCGGUGUCAUUCUUUUCAUUCGGUUGACGUGGGUCGUGGGUACCGCAGGUGCUAUCCAAGGCUUUCUCAUCGUUCUAACAUGUUGCUGCGUCACGAUGCUGACAGCGAUAAGCAUGAGCGCGAUCGCGACGAACGGCGUCGUACCUGCUGGUGGGUCUUACUUCAUGAUAUCGAGAAGUUUAGGCCCGGAAUUCGGCGGGGCGGUCGGCAUGCUGUUCUACACGGGCACUACGCUUGCAGCUGCCAUGUACAUUAUCGGUGCGGUGGAAAUCGUCCUGACGUACAUGGCGCCCAGUUUGAGCAUAUUUGGCGACUUCACCAAGGAUCCGAGCAUAAUGUACAACAAUUUUCGGGUCUACGGGACGGGUUUGCUCAUCGUCAUGGGACUGAUCGUCUACGUCGGUGUGAAAUUCGUCAAUAAGUUCGCCUCGGUGGCCCUGGCCUGCGUCAUUUGUUCCAUCAUCGCCGUGUACAUCGGCCUAUUCUACAACUGGAAUGGCAACGAUAGGCUAAAAAUGUGCGUGCUUGGCAACCGUCUGCUCAAGGACAUCGACGUAGCCACCAACUGCAGCAAGUACUCGGUCUUUUUGAACGAGACCUUCUGCACGAACGCCCGGGGCGAGAUGUGCAAUCCCUACUAUCUGACGCACAACGUCACCGUGAGGAACGGCAUUCGCGGCUUGGCCAGCGGAGUCUUCGUCGAAAAUCUUUUGGGAAGUUUCCAAGAGGAAGGGAUGUACAUCGCAAGCGGCAGCAAACCGGAAGAUAUCGAUCACAUGGGCGGUAGUCCGUUCAAUCAGAUCCAAGUGGACUUGACUACGACCUUUACCAUCCUCAUUGGUAUAUUCUUCCCGUCGGUCACAGGUAUCAUGGCUGGGUCGAACAGAUCGGGCGAUCUGCGCGAUGCUCAAAAGUCCAUACCCAUCGGUACGAUAGCCGCUAUCUUAACGACAUCGACCGUUUACCUGUCCUGUGUGUUGCUCUUCGCCGGUACCGUUGACAAUCUGCUGCUCCGAGAUAAAUUCGGUCAGAGUAUCGGUGGCAAGUUGGUGGUCGCCAACAUAGCCUGGCCCAACGAGUGGGUCAUUCUCAUUGGCUCCUUCCUCUCGACCCUCGGUGCAGGUUUGCAGUCAUUGACGGGUGCCCCGAGGCUGCUGCAAGCCAUCGCCAAGGACUCGAUCAUACCGUUCCUGGCGCCGUUCGCCAAGAGCUCGAGUCGUGGCGAGCCCACUCGCGCCCUCGUGCUCACCAUCGGCAUCUGCCAGUGCGGCAUUCUCCUCGGCAACGUCGAUUACUUGGCCCCGCUCUUGUCCAUGUUCUUCCUCAUGUGCUACGGCUUCGUCAAUCUUGCUUGCGCUGUGCAGACCCUGCUGCGUACACCCAACUGGCGUCCGCGAUUCAAGUAUUAUCACUGGAGUCUGUCGUUCAUCGGACUGUCGCUCUGCAUCGCCGUAAUGUUCAUGACGAGCUGGUACUACGCCCUCGUCGCCAUGGGCAUGGCUGGCUGCAUCUACAAGUACAUCGAGUACCGGGGCGCCGAGAAGGAAUGGGGCGAUGGCAUACGCGGUCUGGCCCUCUCCGCGGCUCGCUACUCCCUGCUGCGCCUAGAGGAAGGCCCGCCCCACACGAAGAACUGGCGACCGCAGAUCAUCAUCCUGUCCAAGAUCACCGACGACCUCGUGCCCAAGUAUCGCAAAUUGUUCGCGUUCGCUUGCCAGCUCAAAGCCAGCAAAGGUCUCACCAUCGCUGUGGGCGUCAUACCCGGUGAUUACAUUCGACGAUCCGGUGACGCUGCUGCGGUCAAACAGGCGCUCAAAAGGACCAUGGAAGAGGAGAAGGUCAAAGGCUUUGUCGAGGUACUCGUGUCACGCAGCAUAAUCGACGGAUUGAGCUCGCUCGUACAGACGACCGGCCUUGGUGGCAUGAAGCCCAAUUGCGUCAUUCUCGGCUGGCCUUACAGCUGGAGCAAGACGGAGAGCGAGCGCAACUGGCACGUGUUCUUGCAGACGAUGCGUGCCGUCACCGCGGCUAAAAUGGCACUAAUCGUACCCAAGGGCAUCAACUUCUUCCCGGAUUCCACGGAGAAGGUCAUCGGCGAAAUUCACGUCUGGUGGAUCGUCCACGACGGAGGUCUGCUCAUGCUUCUGCCCUUCCUGCUCAAACAGCACCGCACCUGGAAGAACUGCAAGAUGAAGAUCUUCACCGUUGCUCAGCUGGAGGAUAAUUCUAUUCAAAUGAAGAAGGAUUUGAAGAAGUUCUUGUAUGAUCUCAGGCUCGAGGCCGAAGUUGACGUUGUAGAAAUGAUGAAUUCUGAUAUCUCGGCGUAUACUUAUGAGAGGACGCUAUUGAUGGAGCAGAGAAACCAAAUGCUGCGUGAGAUGCAUCUGAGCAAAAAGGAAUCGAUAGGAAUCGCACCGUCGGAUGUCAACGAGGUACCAGACGAUGGAAACUCGACUUCGGUACAAGCGAUUGUAGAUCAUCAUCACCAGAACGUCGAACCGAAACAGACCAAAGUACGUUUCCAGGAGCCGCACAAUCAACAGACUAGCGACGAACAAACGGAUUCAAAUAAGAGCACAUCUCUCGAGGAAAAGGAAAAAGGUGAUGAGUCGAAAAAAUCAUCAGCUGAAAAUUCUCCAAAACCCGUCAACAAGCAAAGCGGCGAGAAGAGCUCAUCCGGCGAUGGAGAGGCUACUGAAAAUAGCAAAGAUCAAGAAGGCGAGGCCGAACCACUUCAACCUGGAGAGGAUAAUGUCAGGAGCAUGCAUACUGCGCUCAAAUUGAACGAGGUGAUUGUCAACAAGAGUCAUGAUGCACAGCUUGUUAUAUUGAACUUGCCAGGACCACCGAAAGAAACUAGCAUAGAGCGAGAAUCUAACUACAUGGAAUUCUUGGAAGUACUCACGGAGGGUUUGGAGCGAGUAUUAAUAGUACGGGGAAGUGGACGCGAAGUCAUCACCAUGUACUCGUGAAGAGAAUCAACGAAAAACGCCAUAGAGCAAAUAUUAAAUCACUACUUGUUACUACUAUUACUACUAAAACUAUUUCUGCAACUUCAACUAUUCUUGACCAUCUUCGAAACGACAACAAUAACAGCAGUAACAUCAGCAGCAGCAGCAAUAUCGGAACAGCAGUUCAUUUUCACCGGCACAGCUAUUACUAUGAAAAUCGUCAUCAAUAUUUAUUCCACUAACGUACGUGCGAAAACGUGUGUAACCAUGUAAAUGUAUGCUACAGAAAAAUUGCACGAGGAAUAGAUAAACGAUUGAACGAAAGAAAUUCAUUAUUCACGCCAAAGUAACGUGCCAAAGUUCAUAUUUGUGAAAAAAGGACAAGAGUGUGAGAAUGUGUGCCAUACGUAUUUUAAUUAUUACUCGCUUUACUACCAGAGAUCGCUGCAGCUUUUUUGUCGACGUGCGAGUCUAAAGCGUCAUUUUUUUGUUUUCACUCGCAAUACGCGAAUCUAUUUCUAUUUAUCCGAGAUAUUGCGCUAGCUGCUCUUUAAAUACUGUUUAUUAAUGUUGAUCUCGACAAUUAUUAUCAUCAUACGCGCAUAUACAUGACGGACGAAAUAUCAUCGUUCCUUUUAUAAUCACGUAAACUGAUAAACAAUAACAACAAUCGAGAGUCGAAAACCGUAGAUAAUACUGAACAUUAGUAAUAAGUAGCGAAAUAAAAAAUUUCAUUUUUCAAAAAGCUACAUAAGAGGGGGAAAGUAAAUUGAAAUGAAGUGUAACCUCAAGCACAGGUUACUCGACUGCACAUCUGGUUAUAUUAUUAGACACUACAAAAGCUUGUAAUUCUCAUUUGGCUUACAUUCACAAAUAAGUGUAAGCAUUUUUCGAUAAACAAAAAUACAUGAAUUUCCGCCACGUCAAAA